CACUUAAUCCGUCGCACUUAUCUAGUCUGAGAUCUAGAAUCUCGAGGCUUAAUUCUGGACGUAGUUAUGGAGGACGAAACCAGCCAGCCGGUUUGGAAGAUGCCGACAUACGACGCGUCGAGGGCACCGAAGCUCGAGUACGACGGCUCUCUGCUCGUGAAUAAUAACUUUGCCAGAUGGGCUAAAUGGUGCCCAGAUGGCUCCGUCGCGCUCGCGCAGUGCGAGGACGCCAGUUUUCAAUACUUGUACCUCCCUUCAGAAUUCACAGACUUCCCCGUUAACGCCUUAGCUGUUAAGAGUCGCAGGCUACCACAACCUGCGCCUAUCCUUGAUUUUGCGUGGUACCCUUUUGCUACAAGUCGCGACCCUGCAGCAUUUUGCUUCGUCACGUCAGUGCGUGAAACGCCUGUCAAGCUUCUUGAUGCAACAGAUGGCAGGCUUCGCGCUUCGUACAGAAUUGUGGACCAUAGAGAGCGCCAAAUUGCUCCGCAUAGCCUUGCAUUCAACGUAACGGCAACAAAGCUAUACUGUGGCUUCGAGGACGCCAUCGAAGUGUUCGACGUUCAUGUGCCGGGAGAGGGCACGCGGCUCCAUAUCACGCCUUCCAAGAAAAGUCGAGACGGGCUCAAAGGCAUCGUGUCUGCAUUAGCAUUCUCCCCAGAUGCUUCGUCGGGCAUGUACGCGGCAGGCACCCUGAGCCCGUCCGCACCGUCCUCGAGCAAUAUUGCACUUUUCUCUGAGACAACGGGCGAAGUGCCUACAACGCUCCUCGGCGACAUGCGUGACGGGCAAUACGGAAUCCGGGCCAGCGUUAAUCAACUUAGAUUUAAUCCUACGAGGCCGUACCUGCUGUACGCGUCAUUCAGAAGACAUGAUACGAUAUACAACUGGGACCUUCGUGGGGACGUGACGAAGCCAAUUCAGACAUUUGUAGGGUCCUCAGUAGGUGUCAUCGGGGACAGCAGCGUAGCGAGAAGCCAAAUAGGGAGCGGCACUAAUCAGCGUCUCCGGUUUGACAUUGAUAUCACCGGAAACUGGCUGAGCACAGGUGAUCAUCAUGGGGAGAUUUCACUAUUUGACCUGGGCUCGGUCGACCAGCAUGUCCCUCCCGUGGUCGAGGAUGAGACGGUCCCAGGUCGGAUCGAACCCAAAUUACGUUUCCGGGCACACAAGGAUGCUGUCGGCUCCGUGAGCUUCCACCCUCUGAAAUCUCUGCUCCUGUCCGUUUCCGGCUCGAGGCACUACAUCGAAGGAGAUGAGUCGGACGAUGAAUCUAACAGCGGAAGUGAGGACGAGAAUGUGUCGACCGUGCAAAUCAACGUGCGGCGACCUCGGGAGCGGCCAUCGCCCACCGUCAGAGACGCGUCGUUCAAGCUGUGGAAUUUCGACAGUCGCAGGCCGCUUACUACACGAGGCAUCCUUCCGGGAGAUAUCCUCGACGUAAUAUUUACGAUCCUGCGUGAAGAUGAAAUUGCGUACUGGGACACGCAUCGUCGCUUCCCAAAAGACAGACGGUAUUUGAGCACAUGCGGCCUGGUGUCGAGCUAUUGGCGCGAAGUCUCGCUGCAGCACCUCUUCCGUGACCUCGUCUUCACGCGUGGGCUCGUCGUACGCGGGGCAUGUGAGGCCGCAAAACACCCACUCCACUGUGUCUGGUGCGGUUGCGCUUGUCACUGGGCCGAGACACAGCAGCGCCCAGAGAAACACUUCUCGUCCUUCUUGCGCUUCUUGCACGCGUCUCCGCGCGUGACCAAGCACACGCGGAGCCUCCGUGUGCGGACUUCACCGCUGGACAUCCGUGAGGGUAAAUUCAGCGUUGUAAACGGCGUAGUGCUUUUCCGCGUUCUCGGCGUACUACCUCGACUGGCCGUUCUACAUCUCGAAGACAUCGUUCUUUCCCCGCAACAGCAGCCCGCCGGGUUCUCUUUGCAGUGUCCUCCGCCGCUCGAGCAGCUCACGCUUAGCAUAGGCCCCGCCAAGUUCUGGCACAUACCGGCAUCAUGCAUAGUCGACACUCUCGCGCACUUCCGCCGUGUGAAUCGCCUGCGAAUCCUGAAUGUCGUUGGAGACGGCCCCUCCCCGUCCCCACAGCGUCUCGCGGCGACCGGCUCCGCGCUGCAGGCUGGAUACAUCACGCUCGACAACUGUCUCUUCACGAAUGACGCAGUCGUCACAUUUUUGGCUAUGGCUUGUACGGACCACGCGAGGGUGCGCGUCACGAUUCCCGAGAAACUGCAGGCGAAGCUUGGGCUACAGACGUUCGUCAGCAUUGUUGCUCCGAGGCUCGAGCACCUGGAGUGCGAGAUCAUGCAUGACUCCUUUCCCGCAAAGCAAUACCUUGCAAGGGCCCGCUCCCCUCCAGAGUGGCAUUCACACAGCCCUACCUCCGCUCUUGACCUGCGACUCUGCACUGCGCUGAAGACCCUCAAGGUAUCGCUGAGCCUCUCGCCAGACACGCUCACCCCCGACUUGCGCACAACUAUCCUCCCGCUGCUCGCAAGUCUCCGAGAACGCCGCGGCCCCGCCCCUCCACUGCGCCUCUUGCUCCAGUGCACGCUCGCCGAAGCGCAGGCGCUGCAUGACCUUGAGACGCAACCCAUGCGCAGUGUACUCGCGGAGCUCGAGGACGUUCUCCUGGGGCUGCACAACGCCGCCGAUCUAUACGCGGUCACGUUCGUGCUCGGGCAUGCUGGGGGCUGUGAAUACGCAUUCGAGACGGACAAGCCUGGUGCAGUUAUGAGGGCUCUCUUGCCGCGGCUCGACCAGCGCAGACGAUUGCAUGUCGCGACUACUACGGACAGGGGGACGUAGGUUGUGGGUGCAAUUAACGUUCUUCUGGUCGCCCCUUGGUGGUGAUUUGGAGUAGGUCAUGCUCGCAUGUUUGCAGUAUCGCCGUGGAUGCUAUGGGUCCUUGAUAUCUCAGAUCGCAAUCGUUGGGCUGCGCAUGUGUGGGGAGUGCGAGAAAAGUUACUGGACGUAGUACGAUGUUGAGAUGGGUCAGCGGCCGCGGUAGAUUGGAUCUCAUUAUUCCAAUGGAUGUUCUGGUGCUCUGUUGACAUACCGUAUUUAUAAUUAUAUAACGAAUCUCGGACGCCUGUAAAUAUAGCAAAGAAUGCACAAUUGUUUUUUACACCUACAACUAUUAGCGCUUCCUAAGCAGCCACCGGCAAGGCGCGGUAGGUUCCUGCAGAGUGGUGAAAAUACAAUUUUCACAAGCGUUCAGGACCAAAAUUGGGCGAAGUCCACAGCUUGCAAUGGGAGAACAUGGCCGCAAAACGUAACAUGACAUCAAGAUACAAGUAGUGCUAUCCGUUCAGCUCUGUUUUGCUGCUAGUCGAGUGUCGACUAUCUCUUUCCAUCGCCUGGCAGAGGCUCCUAUAUCCUUAUAUACAUCUCCGGGACCGUGUAUGCUCAUUACUUCCCAGAAAAUGCGGGAGGCAACGAUGAACUGCGAAAAGGAAACGUCUCAGUU
Molecule: messenger RNA, 3472 nt
Organism: Phanerochaete carnosa HHB-10118-sp
Lineage: Eukaryota; Fungi; Basidiomycota; Agaricomycetes; Polyporales; Phanerochaetaceae
Exons: 11
Coding region: 67-2811 (914 amino acids)
Molecular function (GO): protein binding
Source: RefSeq, a predicted model, not a curated record